AUGGUAGCGACAACAGACUGCGUGGAGAAGUCCAAACCCACCGCUGGAAACAAGGUGUCCAAACCGCUCAUGGAAAAGAAACGAAGAGCUCGCAUAAACAAAUGUUUGGACCAGUUAAAAACUCUUCUGGAGAGCUACUACAGCAGCAGUAUUCGAAAGCGUAAACUGGAAAAGGCCGACAUCCUGGAGCUGACUGUGAAACAUAUUAGAAACCUCCAAAAGAUCCAGAGCUGCACUGCCGCUGCUUCUGAGCUGUCCGAUUACCAAACCGGUUUCCGCAACUGCCUGGCAAACGUCAACCAAUACUUGCUGCUGGCAGACAACAUGAACGGAGGCGACCGCUGGAUGUUAUCGCAGCUCUCCAGUAAACUGUGCCGCUCUCGGGGAAGAGAGGAAGUCUUCAGCACCAUGGAGAGCAGCCCGGGCCCAGCUGAGGCACAUGACGAGGUGCAGAGACUCCUUCCAUCUGCAGCUGGACCUGAGGAGAGGAAAACGGUCAAAUCUAAAGCUAUGAAACCUCGGAGUGCAAACACGUCUCUUUUUUCAUCCAGUGAAGACGCACAGCGGUCAUCAGGAACCAAACAGGCCGGCCUUGCUGCAGCACCCAUACAAAAUCCCACCGAAAAGAGUUCCGGGAAUGAAGCUGCAAACACUCAGCACAAUGUAUGGAGGCCUUGGUGA
Molecule: messenger RNA, 681 nt
Organism: Centropristis striata (black sea bass)
Lineage: Eukaryota; Metazoa; Chordata; Actinopteri; Perciformes; Serranidae
Gene: hes3
Product: hairy-related 3
Exons: 4
Coding region: 1-681 (226 amino acids)
Biological process (GO): regulation of neurogenesis; regulation of transcription by RNA polymerase II; anterior/posterior pattern specification
Cellular component (GO): nucleus
Molecular function (GO): protein dimerization activity; RNA polymerase II cis-regulatory region sequence-specific DNA binding; DNA-binding transcription factor activity, RNA polymerase II-specific
Source: RefSeq, a predicted model, not a curated record